AUGCCAUCCCACAUCGGUCCAGUGCUAGGGCGCAGUUCUUACAUUGAUGACAUCGCUCACGGUGCUAAAACAUGGGAUCAGCUUUGUGAAGAUCUGGACACGUUGCUCUAUCGUCUACGUUACUGGAAUAUAUCGGUGAGUUUGCCAAAGAGCGAGUUUGGAAAACGAUCGAUCCCCUAUCUGUCACAUGAGAUUAAUGCAGAAGGUAUCCGAGCGAUCCCAAAAGUUGCGAAAGGUGUUAUGGAUUUACCGUUCCCCAAAUCUCACAAAGGUGUGCUAUCGUUUCUUGGGAGUCUGUACUACUACCAUAAGUUCAUUGAAGACUUCCCGGUAGUAGCAGCAGUUCUUUAUGAACUUUCAGAAGACCAGAUACGUUAG
This is a messenger RNA of Phytophthora megakarya, 378 nucleotides long. The record is from the annotation of a GenBank genome assembly. Lineage: Eukaryota; Oomycota; Peronosporomycetes; Peronosporales; Peronosporaceae.